This is a messenger RNA of Cucumis melo (muskmelon), 450 nucleotides long. RefSeq names its product NAP1-related protein 2-like. Gene Ontology annotation, cellular component: chromatin; nucleus. The record is from RefSeq and is a predicted model, not a curated record. The transcript has 6 exons. Gene Ontology annotation, biological process: nucleosome assembly. Gene Ontology annotation, molecular function: histone binding; chromatin binding. NCBI's taxonomy places the organism in Eukaryota, Viridiplantae, Streptophyta, Magnoliopsida, Cucurbitales, Cucurbitaceae. The coding region runs from base 1 to 450 and encodes 149 amino acids.
AUGGAUAUUUCUAUCUUUAGGCAUUUAGAUUCUCUUGGAGUGGAGGAUCAAAAGGAUGUAAAGAUGGGCUAUUCCAUCAUGUUUAGUUUCAAUGAGAAUCCUUAUUUUGAAGAUAGAAAGCUAGAGAAGACAUAUACAUUCUUUGAAGAUGGAGCAAUUAAAAUUACUGGAACAACAAUCAAGUGGAAGGAUGGCUCGGGUGCCUCAAACGGAGUUAAUGGUGAGAAGAAAGGGAAGAAACGACCGCUGACUGAAGACAGCUUCUUCAGUUGGUUUGGUGAAACCGAUCAAAAGGAUAUCACUGAGCUUCAUGAUGAAGUAGCUGAGAUAAUUAAAGAGGACCUAUGGCCCAAUCCUUUGAAAUAUUUCAACAAUGUAAUCUCCUUCGCCUUUGUUUUAUAUCUCUUUACCUAUUCUUUGAGCCCAUUCAUUUUAUUUUUCAAUUGUUAA